AUGAAUUAUUUUUUAUUUUCUCAUAGGACGACAGGUAAUUUCGAUGAAAGUGUACAAGAAGAAGGAGAAAAUACCGGUGGAGAUGAUUCAUCCCACGAGUUGGUUUUAGAUAAUGAAAUGAUACCACCUCAAUCCGACAGAUAUUCAACUCCAAAAAGUAAAAAACAAAAUAGUUCCAAGGUACAAAGGAUGACACCAUUUCAAAAAGAGUUACUAAGCAAUUUAGCUACUUCCGAAGAAGAUGUAACUUCUGAUCCUGAUAAGGCAUUUUUAUAUUCCUUAUUACCCGAUUAUAAAAGACUAAACUAUGAUCAAAAAACAGAUUUUCGUCUCAUGACUCUACAAUAUUUUAGAAACGUAUCAUUAAGAUCUAAUCAACUACAAUCAACUCCACCAUAUUUUAACAUUAAUCAAAACACUAGUCAGAAUGUCUCUAUUCCAACUCAAUAUUCAAAUGUAUGUCCUUCAUUCAACCCUGGCAUGGGGAACAAUCAAAAUCAUAAUCUUAUGCCACAACCCGUGCCAAUAUAUUCAUCUAAUUUCAAUCCAAAUGCUCAACAUUCCACAUUAUAUUCUAAAAGCUCAUAUACUUAUACAUCUGAUCAAUCAAAAGAACCUACUACUAGUGGAGAAUGGUUUGAACAAUUUUAA
Molecule: messenger RNA, 651 nt
Organism: Macrosiphum euphorbiae (potato aphid)
Lineage: Eukaryota; Metazoa; Arthropoda; Insecta; Hemiptera; Aphididae
Source: the annotation of a GenBank genome assembly